This is a messenger RNA of Ziziphus jujuba (common jujube), 2124 nucleotides long. RefSeq names its product disease resistance protein RUN1-like. The record is from RefSeq and is a predicted model, not a curated record. Lineage: Eukaryota; Viridiplantae; Streptophyta; Magnoliopsida; Rosales; Rhamnaceae. Gene Ontology annotation, biological process: defense response; signal transduction. Gene Ontology annotation, molecular function: ADP binding. The transcript has 2 exons. The coding region runs from base 226 to 1845 and encodes 539 amino acids.
UUCCUGGAAGGUUCCCACACAAUGUGUAGACCUUGGAUAAAGUAAACCUAAAAACGCGUAAAGCUGGAAUGCAAUUCUAUGGGUAGAUCUGAGCUUCAUUUUUAUAUGUAGGUGUUACUGAUUGGCAUUCCUUCUUCUUAGUCCUGUUACUGCACAAAUCUGACCUUUGUGAUAAUUAUACAGGCCCUUUGAGCUAUAUUCUUAUCAUCUCUUCCACUUGCAACUAUGAAAAGAUCUUACUCAAUGUUCUCUUCUUCUUCUUCUUCUCGUAGAACAGAAUAUGAUGUGUUUUUGAGUUUUAGGGGUGAAGACACCCGCAACAAUUUUACAAGUCAUCUCUAUUCUGCUCUUUGUCAGAAAGGAAUCUACACCUUCUUAGACGACGAUAAACUUGAGAGAGGCAAAUCCAUUUCCCCAGAACUGUUGAAAGCCAUCGAAAAUUCACGCUGUUCGGUCAUUAUUCUCUCGGAAAACUAUGCUUCUUCGAGUUGGUGUUUGGAUGAACUUGUCAAGAUUCUUGAUUGCAGGGAAGCCUAUAAACAGAUUGUUCUGCCAAUUUUCUACCAUGUGGAUCCAUCUCAUGUACAGAAGCAGAUUGGAAGUUUUGGAGAACCAUUCCACAGAUAUGAACAAGAUUUUAGUCAAAAGGUGCAGAAAUGGAGGAAUGCUUUAACACAAGUUGCCAGUCUUGCUGGAUGGGCUUUACAUGAUGGGAAUGAAGCAAAAUUUAUGCAAGACUUUAUCGCAAAGGUAUCAAACAAACUUGGUGUUGCACAGUUAAACAUUUCAGAGGACCUUUUUGGUAUGGAUUCACGACUAGAGAAACUAAAUGUUUGUGUUUGUACUUCAUCAUUGGAUAAUGUUCACUUUAUUGGAAUUUGUGGGUUGGGAGGAAUUGGGAAGACAACUCUUGCCAAAGCUUAUUAUGAUUGGAUGUCUUCUCAAUUUGAAGGUUGCAGCUUCCUUACAAAUAUUAGAGAAGUUUGUGAAAAGAAGGAAAAUGGUCUUGUGUAUUUGCAAAAUCUUCUCCUUUCAGAUAUUCUAAAUGGUUUGCCUACAGAAAUAAGGGAUAUUCAUAAAGGAAUGGACAUGAUAAGAAGUAAGUUAUGCCAUAAGAAAGUACUUGUUGUCCUUGAUGAUGUUGACAAAUUAGACCAGCUAAAAGCAUUAGCUGGGAAAAAUAAUUGGUUUGGCUCUGGAAGUAGAAUAAUUGUAACUACUAGGGACGAAAGUUUGCUUCUAAGUACAUAUAUAGAGUGUAGAAUAUAUAGAGUUGAGGAAUUGAGUUAUAGCGAAGGUCUUCGACUUUUUUCUCACAAAGCCUUCAAAAGUACUCAUCCUUCAAAGCAAUAUGAGAAGUUGUCUAAACAAGUGAUAGCUUAUGCUGACGGUCUUCCACUAGCUUUAGAAGUACUAGGUUCCUUUUUAUGUGGAAAAAGUGUAAAUCAAUGGGAAAGUGCUUUGGAUAGGCUGAAGGAGUAUCCAAACAAGGAGAUUACGAAAGUACUUCAAAUCAGUUUUGAUGGACUUGAGGAAAUAGAGAAAAGUAUUUUCCUAGAUAUUACAUGCUUCUUCAAUGGAUUUGAAAAAGACAAUAUUAUUCAAAUUAUGGAUAGUUGUGGUUUCUUUCCAGAAAUCGGGAUAAGAGUUCUUAUUGAUAAAUCUCUCCUACAUGUUGACAAUUAUGACAAAGUUCGGAUGCAUGACUUAUUGCAAGCGAUGGGAAGGGAAAUUGUAAGGGGAAAAUCUCGCCAUGAACCAGGAAUCCGCUGUAGAAUAUGGGAUUAUGAUGAUUUAUGUCAUGUUCUAGAGAAAAACACGAUAAGAGGCUUCUCACAUAAUUAAAACCAUGAGUUUUGGCAUUCGUAUUUCAUAAUAUUUCAAUUUUAUAAAUUCAGUAUGUUGUAAUUUUGAGGCUAUUAUAUUUUUAUCUCCUUGUUCAUUUUAACGAUUAUUACUAUUUAUUUUUGGCAACAGUAAUAUAUUUAGAUGAUUUUGAAGGUUGUAAUUACAAGGAAGUAACAAAAUGCAUUUAAAUCCUUUUCAUUUGGCAUGUUUGAAAUACCAACGUGUUUUUAUAAAUUAUAUAUAUACAGUUUUUAUGCGGCAUUCGGCUGUACAUUA